Caenorhabditis briggsae is the source of this 213-nucleotide messenger RNA. Bases 1 to 213 code for a protein of 70 amino acids. The record is from RefSeq and is a predicted model, not a curated record. Lineage: Eukaryota; Metazoa; Nematoda; Chromadorea; Rhabditida; Rhabditidae. The transcript has a single exon.
AUGGGAGUUGAUCAAGGGUGCGGAGAGGCGCUCAAAACAGGCGGAGAACUAAAUGAAUUGAUUGGAAUGGGUGGAGGGACGCUUGGAACGGCCGAAGAAGAACUGGCAGUAUUGGCUGGAUUGAAUGAAUUGUUGUUGUUGCCAUCAUCCUCAUCGUCUAUGUUCUCUUCGCUGGAUUCUUCCGAAUCAUCAUCAUUCCGAAUUAAAUUUUAA